AUGGAUAACCAAUUACGGUCUCGCCAAAUGAACGGCAAGACCGAUACGCACAAGAAUGGCUCCAUGAAGGAGCACAUCGCCGGUGUCUCGAGGCCCGGCAUGGAUCCCAAAGUCGACAACCCGGAAGACUUCGCUUUUGGUGGCCCACUCGGCAACCUAGCGCUCAUGACUGGUUUCCCAUUGUUGAUGUACUACAUGUGGAUUGGUGCAACCUACUAUGAUGGGAAGCUACCUCUGCCACAAAAUGGCGAGUCGUGGACAGCCUUUGGGAAGCAUAUGUGCCACCUUGUCUACACCGGUGCAUUCCCACAUCUGGGAGCGUGGCGUAUCUAUUGGAUAUACUUUAUUCUUGAGGCGGCGUGCUACGUCUUCAUGCCUGGUUUCACGUGCUAUGGGAAACCUCUUCUCCAUCUGGGGGGUAAGCAGCUGAAGUAUCACUGCUCCGCUUACGGUAGCUUUUACUUCACGAUACUCGUCAUGGCUGUUCUGCACUACACUCGCCUGUUCCCACUUUACACCCUCCUCGAUGAAUUUGGUCCUCUGAUGUCUGUGGCGAUCCUUUCGGGCUUCCUCAACAGCUUCAUCGCUUAUGUUUCGGCAUUUGCUCGUGGUGCCCAGCACCGCAUCACUGGGUACCCAAUCCAUGAUUUCUUCAUGGGCGCUGAACUGAACCCACGCCUUUUCGGGAUCUUGGACUUCAAGAUGUUCUAUGAAGUCCGAAUUCCGUGGUACAUCCUCUUUGGUUUGAGCUGCGCUGCUGCUGCUCGGCAAUACGAAAACUACGGAUAUGUCUCCGGUGAAGUAUUGUUCUUGGUUAUGGCUCACUUUUCCUAUGCCAAUGCCUGCAGCAAGGCGGAACAAUACAUUACCACGACAUGGGACAUGUACCAAGAGAAACUAGGAUUCAUGUUGACUUUCUGGAACAUGGCUGGUGUCCCUAUGUCAUACUGUCACUGCAUCUUGUACCUGGCCAAUCGCCAUCCAUCAACAUAUGCGUGGAACAAGUAUGCCCUCGCGGCGAUGUUCGUUUCAUAUAUCUUCGUCUACUGGGUCUGGGAUACCGCAAAUAGCCAGAAGAACUCGUUCCGCAUGAUGGAGCGCGGCACCUUUGUGAAGCGCAGAACAUUCCCUCAACUGCCUUGGCAAGAACUCUACAAUCCUAAGACCCUUGUGACGGAAAAUGGCGAUACCAUCCUUGCCGACGGGUGGUAUGGACUGGCUCGCAAGGUCCAUUACAGCUGUGACAUGUUCUUCGCUUUAUCCUGGGGUCUCAUCACCGGAUUUGACAGUCCAUUCCCCUGGUUUUACUCUAUCUUCUUCGCAAUCAUGAUCACCCACCGUGCUAUGAGAGACAUCGCCAAGUGUAGGGACAAAUAUGGCGAGACAUGGAAGGAGUACGAGAAGCAGGUCCCAUACCUCUUCAUUCCAUAUGUGAUUUAA
Messenger RNA from Penicillium bovifimosum, 1440 nucleotides. Its product is annotated as ERG4/ERG24 ergosterol biosynthesis protein. The transcript has 2 exons. The record is from RefSeq and is a predicted model, not a curated record. The coding region runs from base 1 to 1440 and encodes 479 amino acids. Gene Ontology annotation, cellular component: endoplasmic reticulum membrane. Gene Ontology annotation, molecular function: Delta24(24-1) sterol reductase activity. Gene Ontology annotation, biological process: ergosterol biosynthetic process. NCBI's taxonomy places the organism in Eukaryota, Fungi, Ascomycota, Eurotiomycetes, Eurotiales, Aspergillaceae.